AUGGCAAAGGGGAAGAGUAACGGCGGGGUGCAGAACCGGGCCAUCUACUCGCGCGUAUCUUUUCUGCAGCAGGCGGCAGUAUUUCUCGCGUUGUCACGCUCGCCAUCGCCAUUGCCGCCGCAGCCGCCGUCGGUGUCGCCUCGCCAUUCCUCCACGGGUUCGGCUCCGGCUUCUCUCAUUGACUCUGUCUCUGUUCCCGGCCCAAGCUUCUCCCUACACGGGGUGAGCCGGCGGCUAGCCACCGAUCUGCGCUCCAUGUCGCUCAAGACUAGGAUUCGCCUCAGUCCGGCCCUGAAGCAAACGAUCUGCAAGUUCUGCGACUCAAUUCUCGUUGAGGGGGAGACAUGCACCUCUUCCAUCGAGAACAAGAGCAAGGGCGGGAAUAAGCCCUGGGCGGAUGUUCUGGUGCGCAAAUGUCACACGUGUGGCAGGGAGAGGAGGUAUCCCGUCCAUGCCGCCCGGCAGAGGAGGAAAGGGGAGAGAGAUGUGGCCGACAUCGAUUCUCCGCCACAGAAGCAGCAGCAGCAG
Messenger RNA from Lasiosphaeria miniovina, 528 nucleotides. RefSeq names its product RNAse P Rpr2/Rpp21/SNM1 subunit domain-containing protein. The transcript has a single exon. Gene Ontology annotation, biological process: tRNA processing. The record is from RefSeq and is a predicted model, not a curated record. The annotation marks the transcript as partial. Gene Ontology annotation, cellular component: nucleolar ribonuclease P complex. Lineage: Eukaryota; Fungi; Ascomycota; Sordariomycetes; Sordariales; Lasiosphaeriaceae.